Molecule: messenger RNA, 920 nt
Organism: Ceratitis capitata (Mediterranean fruit fly)
Lineage: Eukaryota; Metazoa; Arthropoda; Insecta; Diptera; Tephritidae
Product: trypsin zeta-like
Exons: 1
Coding region: 15-878 (287 amino acids)
Biological process (GO): proteolysis
Molecular function (GO): serine-type endopeptidase activity
Source: RefSeq, a predicted model, not a curated record
AGCAAAAGAGGACAAUGACGAUUUGCGCUCUUUGCAACUAUAUCGCCUUCUUGGCGCUCAGCUUUAUCGCUUUAACCUACGCGGGCAGGAUUUCCCUAGAUGAACUCGAAACCAUAAGCGGUGGUGAGGGCAUAAAUGGACGCAUCGUUGGCGGCAAAGUAGUUGACAUAAGAAAACAUCCACAUCAGAUCAGCUUGCGACAAAGACCUAAAUACUCUGAAGACCAGUCAACAUAUGCACACAACUGCGGCGGCACCAUCUAUACGGAUCGUAUUGUGAUCACAGCAGGACAUUGUUUGUAUGACAGAGUGAAGGAGCAACUAAUGGUGGUGGCAGGCGCAAAUGAACGUAGCAGCGUUGAUGGUGCAAUAUCACCCGUACAGGAGAUCAUAAUGCAUGAGGAAUACAAUGACGAUUAUUCCUACAAUGACAUUGCUUUGUUAGUGCUUACUACACCGUUGCCAAUCAAUAAUGUCACCAUUAAAGCAGCGACCUUGACGGAGGUGCAGCCGCAACAUGGUGAUAUAGCUACGAUAACCGGUUGGGGUACACUCUCAUCAGGUGGUUCCUUACCUGAUUUGUUGCAGGAAGUGCAAGUGCCGAUUGUGAGCAAUGAAAUUUGUAGUCAACGUUAUCCACGUCGAAUUACAGAUGCAAUGAUCUGUGCGGGCAUACUGGAUGUGGGCGGCAAGGAUGCCUGUCAAAUGGAUUCGGGUGGUCCUCUUCUGAUCCAUGGCCAAUUGGCUGGUGUGGUGUCUUUUGGAAGCGGCUGUGCGCUGCCUCAAUAUCCAGGUGUUUACGCGAACGUGUGGUAUUUUUCGACGUGGAUCCGGGAAAAAGCUGCGCAGGUGGAGGCAAAGUUAUUAAGAGAGAAUUAAAGAAAUACUAUGGAUUUGGUGUUCAAAACUUUUUAUAAUAAU